Messenger RNA from Hyaena hyaena (striped hyena), 1332 nucleotides. It is a transcript of the gene REM1, whose product is annotated as RRAD and GEM like GTPase 1. Gene Ontology annotation, cellular component: plasma membrane. The transcript has 5 exons. The record is from RefSeq and is a predicted model, not a curated record. Gene Ontology annotation, molecular function: calcium channel regulator activity; GTP binding; GTPase activity. Gene Ontology annotation, biological process: negative regulation of high voltage-gated calcium channel activity. Lineage: Eukaryota; Metazoa; Chordata; Mammalia; Carnivora; Hyaenidae. The coding region runs from base 117 to 1013 and encodes 298 amino acids.
AGCAGCGGCGGCUGCGGCGGCCGGGGACCCUGGACCCCAUCCCCAAGCGAGAAGGAAGGAAGGAAAGAGGAAGGAAGGAAGGAAGAAGCGAGCGCACAAAGCCUUUCCACCCAAGGAUGACACUAAACACAGAGCAAGAAGCAAAGAGCCCCCUGCGUCGGCGAGCCAGCACUCCACUGCCUUUGUCCGCCCGGGGUCACCAACCUGGCCUCCUGUGUACAGCACCUUCCACAAAACCCCAGCAUCCCCCACUGGGCCAGUCAUCUUCCCUCAAUCCUCCCACCCGGCAGCCUUCACCUGCACCUAAUGGUUGGUCAUCCGAAUCCAGCGACUCUGAAGGCUCCUGGGAGGCCCUCUACCGCGUGGUACUGCUGGGUGAUCCUGGCGUAGGGAAGACCAGCCUGGCCAGCCUGUUUGCAGGGAAGCAAGAGCGAGACCUCCAUGAACAGCUGGGAGAAGAUGUGUACGAGAGGACCCUCACGGUGGAUGGAGAGGAUACCACGCUGGUGGUCAUGGACACCUGGGAGGCUGAGAAACGGGAUGAAAGCUGGCGCCAGGACUCCUGCCUGCAGGUGGGCAGCGCCUACGUCAUCGUGUACUCCAUAGCAGACAGAGGAAGCUUCGAGAGCGCCUCGGAGCUCCGCAUUCAGCUGCGGCGCGAGCAUCAGGCCGACCACGUGCCCAUCAUCCUGGUGGGCAACAAGGCUGACCUGGCCCGCUGCCGGGAGGUCUCCGUGGAAGAGGGCCGCGCCUGCGCAGUGGUGUUCGACUGCAAGUUCAUCGAGACGUCGGCCACGCUGCAGCACAAUGUGGCCGAGCUCUUCGAGGGCGUGGUGCGCCAACUGCGCUUGCGCCGCCGGGACAGCUCGGCGCCGGAGACUCCGGCGCCCCGACGGCGUGACAGCCUCGGUCAGCGGGCACGUCGCUUCCUGGCACGGCUGACGGCCCGCAGCGCCCGCCGCCGGGCACUCAAGGCCCGCUCCAAGUCUUGCCACAACCUGGCGGUGCUCUGAGGCCGCCUGGCCUCCUGGGGGUGGCGGAACACUGGGCUGCACUGAUGCCACCGAGUGUCCUCGACGCAGUUGCCUGGACUCAGCACAGUGCUCUAUGCCUGCCCGUUACCCCGAGGGCCGGAGCAUCUCCCGGAGCUGCAACUUCAGGGACUCCCCCCCACCUUCCCCAGGAAGGGGUGGACGGACUAUGGGGCCGAAGCCCCAAGCUGGGCACAGACUAGGGUUUUUUUUACGUCGUGCGUGUCUUUUUGUAAAAAUCUUCCUUGUCCCUUGGCUCUGGCCAACUCCCUGCAAUAAACCAGACCAGAAGGAUGUCUUC